Messenger RNA from Closterium sp. NIES-67, 1925 nucleotides. NCBI's taxonomy places the organism in Eukaryota, Viridiplantae, Streptophyta, Zygnematophyceae, Desmidiales, Closteriaceae. The record is from the annotation of a GenBank genome assembly.
UGCAACUAGUCUGUAGUACCCACUAGUAGAAGCAGAGCAGUAGAACUGUCAUUGUCUAAAGACCUAGAGUACGUCCCACACACCUAGAGUAUGUCCCAAGAGUACGUCCCACACACAACGUCUGCGGUGGUGUACGGUGCAACACGCUUGAAAUCGGUUUCCCCACUUCACCGCGUCAUACCUUUGGGCACCGUAUUGGACCUGUACAGAGUGUGCGGUGGCCGUACUCUUCGGACACGCACUAACUACAGCAUUAGCGGGAAGACCUAACACGGUGCAGUCGGAGCCCUCGCAUGCUGAUCUGAUCUGCAAAUUCCACACAGGGUAGUCGGUGCAUUGAUUUCCGCGGUUAGACCUUGGCACAGUUAGUGCAUGUUACACGUGUGGGCGUUUCACCGUGAGUGCCGUUAUCCAAGACCCCAGCCAUGCGUCGCGACGACGUGCUCGCGUGUCAGAUCCAGAGCUGGUACCCCAAAUUCCGCUCCGUGUCGCUCCGCACGGAGAUCAUUCCCCUCCCUCUCGAAUUCGUCGACUACCUCCUCUCGGACGGAAUUUUCCUUCCUGCUUCGUGUAAGGCGUUGCCCACGCGAACGCGGCUGGGCGAGUGGGAGGCGCAUCGCGAUGAUUACGAGGGGUUGAAAGAGGAGGAGGACGAAGCCGAGGAGCCCGAGGUGCCCGCCUUCCCCGCGUUCGAGGCCGCCGUUGACGCCGCGAUUGCGCGAUUGGGGGGAGCCGUGCUGCCGAAACUGAACUGGAGCUGCCCCAAGGACGUGGGUUGGCUGAGUGCAACGGGCACGCCCAAGUGCAGCAACGCUCAGGAGGUGUUUCUGCUUCUCAAGGCCUCCGACUCCCUCACCUAUGACCUCUGCCAUGCCUUUGACAGUUGUGUUGAUAGUCCUGAGUCAGACAGGGCAGAAGCACCAUCAGUUGCCGGUGACUCAGAGCCUGGAAGCCGGAGCAAUGGAGGAGCAAGUGUGGCUGCAGAAACAGAUGAGAAGCAACAGGAGGCCAGCAGAGCUGAUGCAAUCAAUGAUAGUGCCGGUGCAGAGCCACAGCAAAAGCAGCAGGUGGAAGAAAUGGAGGAGCGGGAGUGUGUGCAGCAGAGCCGGCCUUCUGAGUUUGUGCUUGCCUUGCGCAAGUGGUUCGACCUGCGGCCAGAAAUGGAGUUUCGCUGCUUUGUCAAGGCCCAUCAGCUCAUUGGAAUCUGUCAGAGAGAGAUCACAUCGUUUUACCCUUUUCUUGUUGACUCCCAUCAAGACCUCAAGCUUCAGAUAUGUGACUUCUACAGCAACAGUAUCCAUGGAAGAUUCCCCUCUUCUCACUAUACGUUUGACAUUUACAUCACUCGUGAUGGCCGAGUAAAGCUUGUUGAUUUCAACACAUAUGGUGGAGCCACGCUGCCUCUUCUUUUCUCUUGGGAGGAACUGGGAGGACAUCUAUUCUGAGAAAUCCACGAUGCAUCAUCAAUCAUCCAGUAUUGCGACUGUCUCAUCAGCCUCAAGAUCAACUGCACAAUGACAAGCCCUGCUGCUGGCCUUCCAAAAUAGUGGAGAUGAGGAUUGUAGAAUCGAGGAGUGGCGUUCAGGUGGGGCUCAGAGCUGCUAGUGGGGCUCCGUUUGACCUUCAUGAUAGAUCAGAGGGCAGCGCUUUUGAUGAGCUUAUGGAGAAGCUCAAGGUGGAGUGCAGCACUGAUCAAGAUGACAGCAGUGAUGAUGAGGAUGGAUUGUUAGUGUUAAAGCUUUAUGCUGAAGUGCAUUUCAUGCAUUCAGCAUGCCACAGUUCUGUAUCUGCGCGUCACAGGGUCCCUGACAUAUCUGACACAUACAAUGUCAAAUGUAACUUAGGUCGUUACUGUAGACUAUACUGGAUUGUGCCUUAGAGGGUACAACACCCUAGUCUAUAUAUCCUUGUACACACAUUCCAGU